Molecule: messenger RNA, 1763 nt
Organism: Cuscuta campestris
Lineage: Eukaryota; Viridiplantae; Streptophyta; Magnoliopsida; Solanales; Convolvulaceae
Source: the annotation of a GenBank genome assembly
GUCCUAUUUAAAUGUCUUCUUUUCUAAAUCAAACCCUUCAAACCCGUUGGUGCUUUGUCUUGGACCGGUGCUCAUCCGGUUGGGGCUCUGUCUUGGACCGGUGCUCAUCCCUUCUUAACUCUGUCUUUUGGGGGAACAUUUACGCAUUCCUUUUCCAAAUUCCAAUACAAUCCGUCUACAAUGUCUUCCUCAAUUUUCUUCUGCAGUCACCAACUCCACAGCGGCAACACCCACAUUCAUUCCCUCAGGAAACACUGUGCGUCGCUUUCUUCUUCGUCGCCAAAUUGGCCUCCAUCCCCUUUCCACGUGAAAUCCCAUUUCGGAAGAGCCCUUCGCGUCAGUGCCACAGCUCCAGAUCAUCGAGCUACCAGAAAACGAAUACAGACCGUGUACGGCAGAGAAGAAAAUUCUAAUAAAUUGGCUGAUGAAGUUGAUGAGGAGACGGGGCUUGCAGGGAUAACACUUUUUUCUCCUUGUAAGAUAAAUGUUUUCUUGAGAAUAACAGGCAAAAGGGAAGACGGGUUUCAUGAUUUAGCAUCCCUGUUUCAUGUAAUUAGUCUAGGAGAUAAAAUAAAAUUUUCUGUGUUGGAAACAAUGACGAAAGACCAUUUAUCGACUAAUGUUCCCGGUGUCCCCCUUGAUGAGAGAAAUUUGAUACUUAAGGCUCUCAAUCUUUACAGGGAAAAGACUGGAAGUAACAAGUACUUUUGGAUUGAUCUUGAUAAGAAAGUGCCUACUGGGGCUGGUCUAGGUGGUGGAAGCAGUAAUGCUGCAACUGCUUUGUGGGCAGCAAAUCAAUUCAAUGGGUGUAUUGCCACUGAAAAGGAUCUCCAAGAAUGGUCUAGUGAGAUUGGCUCGGAUGUACCUUUCUUUUUCUCUCAUGGAGCAGCCUACUGUACUGGUCGAGGUGAGGCUGUUCAAGAUAUCCCAUCACCUAUACCAUUUGAAAUCCCAAUGGUUCUCAUAAAGCCAAAAGAAGCAUGCUCCACUGCCGAAGUUUACAAGCGUCUUCAAUUGGAGCGGACAAGCAAGGUUAAUCCGUUAAGCUUGCUGGAGAGUAUUUCAAAUAAUGGAUUAUCUCAGGAUGUUUGUAUCAAUGAUUUAGAGUAUCCUGCAUUUGACGUACUCCCAUCCCUGAAAAGAUUAAAACAGCAAAUGGUUGUUGCAAGUCAAGGAAAAUAUGAUGCUAUUUUCAUGUCCGGUAGUGGAAGCACAAUGGUAGGGAUUGGUUCUCCUGAUCCUCCACCGUUUGUAUAUGAUGAUGAAGAAUACAAUGAUGUGUUCUUGUCAGGAGCCAACUUUAUUACCCGCGCAUCUAAUCAGUGGUAUACAGAACCCUCUUCAGCGUUUCCAAGUGUAUUGUCUAUGGGGUGUUGAAAAGCCUUCGAUGGAGGAGGAAAAUGCACCAGGGAGGGGACACAAAACCCAUGCACAUUGAAUAGGGAGAGGACAUUUGUUUGCAAACCCUGAUGCACAUUGUUUCGGGGAGCAGACACUAAGCCGUUAGUGAAGUUUCCCGAAAACCGGGAAGGAGCCAUAUAAAUAUAUAUCAAAUCAAUAGUUAUCGAAAAAUCGAAUAAGACCAAACUGAAUGUUGGUUUAGUAUUUGGAAGGUAAACAGUUAAUUUAAUAUGAAGCAGAGUCUUUCAACAUAUAAAAGUAAUACUCGGGUAGUUUAUUUCUCUAAAUAUAAUGUCGUAUAGCAAAUAAUACAUCCAUUGAGAUUUGAAACAAAAGUACUUCAAUAAAUAUUUUCAGGAAUG